This is a messenger RNA of Oreochromis niloticus (Nile tilapia), 5117 nucleotides long. It is a transcript of the gene kank1a, whose product is annotated as KN motif and ankyrin repeat domains 1a. The transcript has 12 exons. Gene Ontology annotation, biological process: negative regulation of actin filament polymerization. The record is from RefSeq and is a predicted model, not a curated record. The coding region runs from base 365 to 4348 and encodes 1327 amino acids. Gene Ontology annotation, molecular function: protein binding. Lineage: Eukaryota; Metazoa; Chordata; Actinopteri; Cichliformes; Cichlidae. Gene Ontology annotation, cellular component: cytoplasm; cytoskeleton.
AUCAGCUCAGACUGGGCUCCUGGUAGGGCACCGACUGCGCAUGACCGCGGGUUAACUUAGAGCUGUGGCACGAGCGGACAAGUACAAAGAGGCUGCUGGCGCAGAGGGGACGUUCCGUGUGCGGCGGGCACAGACUGCAGCUUUGCACACUUUUGCGCAAAGUUAACGCAUUACCCAGCUUUUACCCUCCGAGACUCCGACCCCGAGCACAGAAAGGAGUCCGAGGAAAGGAGCUGCACCUCUAAAGGAGCCCGGGAAGCAUUAGCGUGGGGUUGCAGGUUGCAUGGUAAGCUGGACUUGCUGCAUGGCAGUCGCAUGACGGCACUGAGUCUUGUUGUUGGACUGAGAGCACGCAGCUGCACCCAUGGCUCAAACCGUGCAGGUGAACGGCAAUGGCCCAGAAAGAGGACAAAGAUGCCCAAGCACAGAAGACGAGAAGGACUCUGAGGCCCCCUACUAUGUUGAAACUCCUUAUGGUUAUCAGUUAGACCUGGACUUCCUCAAGUAUGUUGACGACAUCGAGAGAGGCAACACUAUUAAGAAGCUGAGUAUCCAGAGGAAGCCCAAAGUGGCCAAACCCUCGGUGGUGCCUCGGGGCAGCACUGGCGGGGUCGGCGCUCAGGCUGAAUGGACCUCCACAGACUCGCUGUCUUCCUCCAACAGCGACGGCAAACAGUCCCCGGUCUUCUUCACCAACAGGGCCACUGCUCCGCUGACCCCCACCCUCUCCAGGGCAGCCUGUGAGCUGCCUCUGCAUCAGCCGUGUUCAAGCAUCGCAGAGCAGAAACAGCUCCUCCCCCCGCCCUCGCCCAGGUUUGCCCCUCGGCACAACCCCCAAGUGGAGAAGACCCUCAUGGAGACCCGCCGUCGGCUGGAGCAAGAGCGUGCGCUUCUGCAGCCGCUAAGCGAGCCUCCGAUGCCCCGCCGGCGUCUCGCCAGCUUCGGUGGGAUGGGCUCCAGCAGCUCACUGUCCUCCUAUACUGGCUCCAUAGGCACAAGCCAGAUCUCUCCCAACACCUAUCAGACUCUGCCCAUCAACGGUCAUCUCCCUAAUGGAGAGUAUAACCCCUAUUACCCACCAUCCAGGGGCAGCUCCAUCCGCCACAGCCCCAUGAGCUCUGGCGUGGCCACCCCGGUAACUAACGUCAGCCCGUUACACCUGCAGCAAAUCCGGGAGCAGAUGGUCGUGGCGCUCAAGAGGCUGAAAGAGCUGGAAGAGCAGGUGAAAACCAUUCCCAUCCUGCAGGUGAAGAUUGCUGUUCUGCAGGAGGAGAAAAGACAGUUGGCUGCUCAGUCAAAAGGUCAAGGUCUUGGCGGCUUCCGCAAACGCUCCUACAGUGUAGGCUGCGCUGACCAAAUGGAAAACCCGGGCCCCAUCCAAAAGGAAACAGAGCUGCACAUCACUGAGCCAGAAGCCCAGGAGCAGAGCGCUCAGAGGCUGGAGGAGUUCAGACAGCUGGCUGCUGAAGUCCAAGCACUGGAAAAGACUUCCGAGGACAACGCAAAUGAAAAUCAGCCUCAAAACCUCACACAGAACCAAGCCCACCAAAAGUCUAUUGGCAUAGUUACUGAUCAAAAUAUGAAUAAUCUUCCAGCCACCCAAAGAAAGCCAGAGAAAGAACGCUGUUUUCAGGAUGCGGGGGUGUCUACAGAGCAGCUGGAAAUCCGGAGCACUGCCGUUGGCGUCACCGAAGCCAUGCUGGGCAUGAGCAGCGAAGCUGAGAAAGAGAUCGAGCUCCAGCAGCAGACCAUCGACUCCCUGAAGGAGAAGAUCUACCGCCUGGAGGUGCAGCUCAAAGAAACCACUCAUCAGAUGGAGAUGGGCAAGCUGAAACUGGAGCUCCAAGCUGCCGGUGGGUCAAACAAGAAAAAAGCAGACAAAGGUUUGAUGGUCAGGCCGGAGAUGUACAGCGUCUGUGUGGAGGCUAAAGUCCAGACACGCAGCCAGGGAGUGGGCGAGCAUCUGGAAUUCAGCCAUGUUAGCACUGCUAAAAGUCCACAGACUCUGAGUAGAGGAGUGUCCUGUCAGCCUUCUGUGCACAGCGUCGCCACAGGACCGGAUAUCCCCAUGGACUGGUGGGUGGUGCACGAACAGAUGGAGGUGUCUGACAAGUGUGUAGGGCGGCACGUGGAGACGUGCCAUCAGCAGGUCGGCGUGGAGCUCAGUGUUUGUGAGGUGGGAGUGAACACGGAGGAGUCGGUGGACAGCUUGACCCUCAGUAAACCCGCGGUGGAGGCAAGCAAGGAGCAGCGAUCUGUCGGCUGUGGAGACUGUUCGGUGGAUGUGAUCGUUAGUCCCAUCAAGGCGCUGGUGUCACAAGGAACUGAGACAGACCGUGUCAGUCAAGUGGACUCUGGAGUCACGGCGGCUCCGGAGUUACUGACUCAGGAGACCAGCACUGAGGCAGAAGUUGCACACAAAUACACAAACACGAAGCACGCUGUCCUCUCAGACUCGUUCACUCACAUGGAGUCGGUUACAUCGGAUAAGCAAACCAACACGGUGGUCACAGAAACCCGGACCGUCGCUGCCGGAGAAGGACUCGUCAAAGACGUUCACUCAACGGCAAAGAUGCGUUCGAUCGCCGUUGGAACCACCUCGGACGUGGAGCUCUUGCCCGGCAAAUUGAGCUCAACUAAAACCAAAGAAUGUGGGGUGGGGCCAGUGAGCGUCCAUGACAAUUUCUUGGUUGGCUUAAAAACCAGAAACAUAGCGUGUGGCCCCUCCCAGCCGGCCGAGUCUGUGGCGAGCAUCGGCACCCAGGAGACGGCGGAGGUGAAGCCUGCGCUGGCUGCCGUGCACGCUGAUCCGGCCACCCUGCAGGCGCACGGUGGCGUCAGCUUGGACCAUUACAUCGAGCGUGUGCAGAAGCUGCUGCAGGAGCAACAAAUGCUGCUGGCCGAGAACUACACCGAGCUGGCGGAGGCGUUCGGCCAGCCCCAGUCCCAGUUUGGGGUCAUCAACAGUCAGCUGGUCAGCACGCUGUCAUCCAUCAACUCGGUCAUGAAGUACGGGAGCGCCGAGGACAUCCUGAAGCUGCAGGCAGAGUCAAAAGAAGAGAGCAGUCAGCAGCUGUCGUCUGUCCGGGCAGAGUGCGUGGAGAAGUCACCUGACCUCACAUCAGCGGAUACGCCUGCGAACACGCCGUCGCAGCAGCAGAUCAGUGCAGCUGAGCAGAAGAGCCGCAUGGACCUCCAGAUGUCUACAGCGCUGCAUGGGCAGAGCACGCUGAAAUCCAUCAUGAAGAAGAAAGACGGCCGAGCCGACUCCAACGGCACCAAGAAGAACCUGCAGUUCGUCGGGGUGAACGGAGGAUACGAAACUACGUCAAGUGACGACUCCAGCUCAGAGGACAGCAGCUCCUCUGGGUCAGACGAAGAGGAGGAGGAUGAGGAGGAGGGGUACGGAGGAAAGGAGGAACACCAGAAAGUGGAGGGGGAGAGCAUGAGGGAGGAGUUCCAGCCUGAGGGAGCAGAGGACGUGGACAAGAAGGAUGACGAGGAAAGUUCAGAGAAUCGGGAGACGAGAGAGAGGUACGAGCUGAGUGAGAAGAUGUUGGCUGCAUGCAACGUUCUCAAGUCUCACCUCAGUGACCCCAAAGCUGUGACCAGCAAAGACCUGAGAGGCUGUCUCAACACGGUGCAGCACGAGUGGUUCCGCGUGUCCAGUCAGAAGGCGGCGGUGGCGGCCAUGGUGGAGGACUACCUGGGAGCUUACGCGGACUUCUCUCCCGCUGUGCUGCGCCACAUUGUCAACAUGGCCGACGGCAACGGCAACACGGCGCUGCACUACAGCGUUUCACACUCAAACUUCCAGGUGGUGAAGAAGCUGCUGGAUGCAGACGUGUGUAAUGUGAACCAGCAGAACAAGGCGGGAUACACCCCCAUCAUGCUCGCCGCACUCGCAGCCGUGGAGACGCCCAGGGACAUGCGUAUUGUGGAGGAGCUCUUCAGCAAGGGUGACGUCAACGCACGCGCCAGUCAGGCCGGCCAGACGGGGCUGAUGCUGGCGGUCAGUCACGGCAGGAUGGACAUGGUUCGAGCCCUGCUGGCUCACGGCGCCGACGUCAACAUCCAGGACGACGAGGGCUCGACGGCGCUGAUGUGCGCCAGCGAGCACGGCCACGUCGAGAUCGUCAAGCUGCUGCUGGCCCAGCCCGGCUGUGACGCCACGCUCAGCGACAGUGAUGAGAGUAGUGCUCUGUCCAUAGCUCUGGAAGCGGGACACAAGGACAUCGCAGUGCUGCUUUAUGCUCACGUCAACUUCUCCAAAGCCCAGUCACCAGGAACGCCUCGACUCGGCAGAAAAACGUCCCCGAGUCCGACCCGGAGGGGCAUGUUUGAUUAAACCCAGCCUCUCCUCUGCCCACAAACCCUGCGCUGCUAUUGGUUCUCAUGCACGACGCCUUACCCACCGCUGGAUUUACCCAAACAACCAAUGAGAUUUCUGGAUUUUCUUUUUUCUUUAAUCUAUGUGCACGUUAGCCUCCAUGACGAGCCCAAAGUGCCCUUUGAAUAUGAAUGUAAGCAGCUGGUGCAUCACAUCCACAGACUGUGGCUGAAACGUGUCCAAAGUCACUACUGGAGUUCAGACCAACCUUUAAACUAAAAUAUGCCCUUUUUUUUUUUUUUUUUAACUUGAUGCUCAGUGUUGAUCAUAAAGAGCACCAAACCCUCGUCAUUUGAUUUUAUUUUUAAUUUUGUUUGCGAGCGUCAGAGAUGGAGCGCGAUCCAGCCAUCCUGUACAUCCGCUGGCCUCGACAUCCCGGUCUCACAUCGUCGUGAGCUAAACUGGAGAAGUUUUACUUUUAUACAAAUGAUUUGUAUCUAUUUAAAAAGAAGAAUCACAGUAUUUUGAAUAUUUCCUUUUACUACUAAACAAUCCACGAGGUUAUAUAUUUAUCAGAGUAUAGUUUUUAAUGCAGAGAUGUAUUACUUUGUACAUACGGUGGUCGUUUGACUCUAGUUCUUUUUGUCUUCAUGUCCAGUUUCCUUCUGUGUAAAAUAAGAAGUUCUCUAGUAUUCAUCAAGGUACUGACUUUCAUGCUCACGUGAGAUUUGAAGUGCCUUAAACUUUACCAUGUAACAAUAAACACCAAUUAAAGAGUCUAAAUCCA